Messenger RNA from Paraglomus occultum, 1299 nucleotides. NCBI's taxonomy places the organism in Eukaryota, Fungi, Glomeromycota, Glomeromycetes, Paraglomerales, Paraglomeraceae. The record is from the annotation of a GenBank genome assembly.
AUGGCAGUGGUGGAAGAGCCCUUCAUCAACAAUACAGCCGGCCAGGGCCGUCAAGAUUCGACAACCUCACAGAAGAUACCCAGAACAAAACCAAUAAAGAAUGACGCUACACCUCCACAACAAGAAGAUGAAUACCUCCGUGUUACCGUCACUUCGCUCGACAGGACCAAGCGCGACCCUAUUUUUAAGCUGAAAGCUACUACGAAUAUGUCCAAAUUUAAACAGAAAACAUACCAACUUGUAGAGAGAACAUAUACCGAGUUUGAGAGAUUGUAUGAUUCGAUGACAUACGCUAAUCCGGAAUGUAUAGUGCCGGCACUACCUUCGCCUGCAAGCAGUUUUGCAGCAUCCGAUGAGGAUGAACGGAGAGUGAAGCGUUCGGUACAGCAAUGGUUGAACAGGAUAGCGUCAAAUCCCAUCUUAAGACAUGAUGAGGAAUUGAGAUCAUUUGUCGAGACUAGCUUUACGUUUAUUCCCACAAGUAAGCCGCGUAAGAGAUCAAGCGGAUUCAGGCUAAAAUUCUCCACGCGCACUGUACAAGACGAUGAUCAUGUGUUAACUAAUGCUAAGGCAGUCGCUACAGUGUUGGAAGGUUAUAUGCUCGAGAGCACAAAGGCCGUGCAAAAGCUAGCCAAAUCCCGCAAAUCUAUGGCCGUGUGCAAUACUGAUUUGGGCAUGAAGGCUAUCACGUUCGCAACAUCGGAGCAGCACCCACCACUUUCGAGUGGAUUCCGUAAGCUCGGUAAAAUGCUUCAAUCAAUUGCUGAACUACAACACGCACAAGCAUCAGUGGAGGUUGCAAUCCUAGGUGAUUUCUUUGCAUAUUACGCGAUUAAUGCCCGUGUCGUAAAGGAAACGCUUUCAAACCGUAUACGUAUAACGACCGAGUAUGAAACCGCAAAGAAAAAUACCAUAAGUAAACGUCGAUAUAUUGAGCGUUUAAAGGCGUCAACUUCUAUCAAACCUGAGCGAGUCGACGACGCUUUGGAAGAUUUGGAAUACGCUAAAUCGUACGAGGAAAACCUCGGCGCUCGCUUAAUACACGUGACCAAAAAUCUCCACAAUGAGCUCACUGUUUAUGAAGAAAAUCGCACACAGGAUUUCCUGAACGUGUUCAAAGAAUUUGCAAAGAAACAGAUCCUAUAUGAGAAACAACAGCUCAAAGCAUGGGAGGACUUGAGACCGGAUAUCAACGCUAUUACGAAGAAAAGUAUGCGAGUGCAUGCGCUGGGUGAUGAAGAUCUGAAUCCAAGAGCAGUUGCUGAACGAUUGAGUACUUACACGUCGAGCUUGAGAUAA